GUUUCGUUCAAAGGAUAAUGGAACUUGAUCGGGAAGCGAGAGGUAGUAGAGCAGUGAUAUCACACAACUAUGCGAAUAAACAGUAAAUACGCAUCGAAUGAAUCAAUAUAGCAACACUUCACUGUAAAAAUGGCAGCGAUUAGUCUUUGGACCGUAUGCAUCUUGGUACACUUGGCUAUCUUGCAAUCGUGGGUUGGUGCUGUAACUGAUUUUUGCAGCCAGCCCCUGGGAAUGAAGACAAGAAUAAUUGCAAAUGAUCAAAUAACGCAGUCAUCCUAUGUCCCUAACUAUGAACCACGCAGAGGCUAUAAUGCUCGCCUUGACCACACAGAGUGCUGGUGUGCUGAUCAAAGUCAACCAAGAAUUGGACAGUGGGUGAAAGUGGAUUUGAAGCAUACUUUUAGUGUAACAGGUAUUACCAUCCAAGGAGACCCUUCAAGUGCAUCAAAUUACAUAAAAGAGUUCAAUCUCAGGUACAGUGUUGAUCUGACGAACUAUGUGUAUGUGACAACAACCACAUACAAUGAUCCAAUGAAAUUUACAGGAGCUACUGGUCCUAACCAGAAAAUAGAUGUGAUGUUUCCUAAUCGAACUUUUUCUGCACGAUAUCUUGAAUUUAAACCUACAGACUCAAAUGGUGACUAUUUGUGUGUAAGAUUUGAACUUUAUGGAUGCCUCUAUGUCUGUGGACAGGGCCUUGGCAUUGAGCAUGGCAGUGAGCUUCCUUCAGGUUUUGCAAUGACGUCAUCUUCCCACUCCUCUGGACAAGAAGUGGCACCAGGUCGUUUAAACAAUCCAUCUGCCGCUUGGUGUGACUCGGGAACCACUAACCAGUUUCUGCAAGUAGAUUUUGGGAAAAUCGUGACUGUCAGUGGAAUUGCAACUCAAGGUAACCCAAGCGCAGCAUCUUGGGUGAAAGAUUUUUAUGUUGAGUAUGGCACAACACUCAGCUCUCUUGUCACCUACCAAGAAAAUACUGGGAAUAAGCUUUUCAUUGGAAACUCUGAUCAGAACACGAUAGUUGUGAACUGGUUCCGUGUGCGGCUGCAAACGAGAUACGUGAAAAUAAAACCAAACACGUACAAUUCAGGUGUCUGUAUGCGAAUUGAGAUCCUUGGCUGCAACUUAGAUUCCGUAUAUGAAUUCGGUGCUGAAAACAGAGCUUUGCCAGACAACAGAUUCUCCGCUUAUGCAACUACAGAUUUUUUCAACAAUGGUAGAUACCAACCAAAGGAUGGUCGCCUAAACAAUGACAGACCAUGGGGAUGCAGCAGAACGGAAACCUCGUUUCUCUGGUUCAAAGUUGAUUUAGGCCGAGAUAUGCUGGUAACUGCAAUUGCUACACAGGGUGACAGAACGUACGGCCCAAACUAUUUCCCUGACUUCAAAUUGCAGUAUACUCGGGGUUCAAAUAAUAUCACGAUCAAAGAAGAAUCUAGCUCAACAGAAAAAGUUUUUAUUGGAAACACAAACAAUGCUGGUGUCAAGUUCAACCUGUUUGAGAAGCCAGUAUCAGCAAGAUACAUUCAAUUCAUUAAAAACAGCAAUUUAUUAUGGGAUAAUACGUUGACUCUUGAGGUUUACGGCCGACCUCCAAUUUGCAGUUCCAGUUUUGGCAUGGAAGCUGGGGAGCCAAACACGAAUAACCCGACCGUGAGUGCUUCAAGUGGAAUAGUACCUGAUAAGCGAAGCAAACUAAACACUCCUAACUCAUGGUGUGCAACGACAUCUGAUACGAACCAGUUCUUUCAAUAUGACUUUGGCAUGGCAAAGGUGAUCAGUGGAUUUGCAAUACAAGGAGAUCCUGUAUUUGAGAAAUGGGUUGAAACUUUCAAAGUUCAAUUUGGGGAUGACGUGUCAUCCCUGUCGACCUACCAGGAAGGGGGGAGCGAUAAGAUUUUCACUGGUUGCAAAUCACGUGAGGGGAUUGUUUAUCAUUGGUUCUCAUCCAGUUUAAAAAUACGGUAUCUAAGAAUAGUUCCGUUGACCUGGAAAACUGCGAUUUGUUUGCGGAUGAAUGCCUAUGGUUGCCCAGAUUCAGAAUGCCGGGAUACUGUUGGAAUUCAAUCUUCCAGCUCAGUUUCCGAUGCCUCGAUGACAUCGUCAACAUCUGCUAAUGGAAAUGGAGCCCACAAAGGGAGGUUUAACGUAGAAUCUGUUUGGGAAGCUUGCCAGUUCGGUUCAUGUUUCCCGAAAGAAUCAACUGGAGCCAAACCAUGGAUUCAAGCAUGUUUACCAAGUGUACAGUCAAUCAGUUCGAUUGUGAUUCAGGGUCAGGGCAAUGUUGAUAACUUGGCAAAAGUGACGGAAUUCUCCCUAAAGUAUUCUUAUUCUACCAUUGCGUCUGGUACAUUUUUCGAAUACAAGCACAGCAAUUUGUUACAGAAAUUCGCAGGUGCCGAUGGUCGUUACUCGUCAUCACAGAUAGAUCUACCACAUACAAUAAUAGCCCGUUGUAUUCGCUUGCAAGUCGAAACUCAGUCUCCCACUAAUCAGAAUGUUGGACUGCGUUGGGAGAUUCUUGGCUGUGCCUCAGUUGCCGAAGUGUCUUCGACCUCCAUUGCGCCGUCAAGCCCGUCGCUUGCAAGAAAUGGCGAAGUAACAUUGACAUGCACGGUAGUAGCGCAGCCUGGCGUUGAUGCAGCUUGGAAAAACGGAAGCAACACUUUGACAUCCACUGGCAUUUAUCAAGUUGGAAACGAUACCGUAACAAAUGAAAAUAUAAAUGGAGAAACGACCAAAACUUUGAAGAUCACUGCCACACCAAACAAUGUUAUUAACUCAUUUGCAACUUGCACUGUCACCGAUUUUGCGCAGGGGUUUGUUCAAUGUCAACAAACCUUUGGAUGUUCAGCAAUGUAUCCUGGGAUAUCGAGCACUUCGAAGAGUGGCACAGUGGAAGUUACUGUAACCGGACUCUUGGCUAAACCCUCGACACCAAGCGGCAUGGUAACAAGCUCACUUACCAAUACAACUGCAUCAGUAACAUGGAAUGCUUCAGUCUCGGAUUUUCCUACUGAAAGCUACAAUGUAGUUCUUAAGAAAAAGUCUGAUGGCUCAACACACGAAACACAGAAUAACUUGAAGACCACAACAGCAUCGUUUACUGGCCUAAGUGUAUACACCGACUACACCAUCGAGGUUUCUGCAAAAUCAUCGCCUCACAAUAUAAAUUCAGAAACGGGAACCUUUGACUUUAAAACAGACGAAGGAGUUUCAUCGUCCCCGUCAGCUGUUUCGUCAGCGGCGCUAUCUUCGACCAGCAUCCAAGUCUCCUGGUCGCAGCCUUCGUCUCUUAACGGUGUUCUUCACGAUUACAAAGUCAGAUACAAGAUGACAUCCGCAGCUGAUUUCACAACUCCGGUCAGUGCUGGAAGCAACUUAACGAAGACCAUAUCAUCUUUGAAGCCCUUUGAAGACUACCAGGCUCAGGUCUUGGCAACUACCAAAGGUGGGACUAUUUUAGGAAUCUGGAGCUCAGCUGCAACUGCCAAAACGCACGAAGGGAGACCAACGCAACCACAAGAUCUGAAGUUUGCCAACAUUCAAUCGACUUCAGCACUAGUCAAUUUCACCAAACCGGCGGAAGAAAACGGCAUUGUUACAAACUAUACGUUGAGAUAUCGUGGCUCAAAGUCGUAUAAUAAUUCGUUUGAACAUGUCAAUUCUACGACGAUUGAUAGAGAACCGUCAUCAGACUUCACCGAGGCUGUUCUGACCAGUCUCGUUCCGGCUACGGAAUACAGCAUCGAUGUAGCUGCCACGACAGGAGGUGGACAAGGGGAAUUCAGCUCAAGCCUAACUUUCAGAACAGCAUUUGCAGGUCCACCCAAGCCAUCGUUGGAGAGUCUUGGAAGGGUUAACACUGUACUGAAAGUCAAUGCUGGUGCAACAUGGGACAUAAACGGUCCAGUAAGCGAAUAUCAGCUGUCAUUUGUGGAAGGAAAGGCAAUGUCUUGUCAACCAUCUGGUUCGGCAGAGACCUUUCUUCCUUCUAAACUGCCAUUGCAAUUGGAGUUUCAGCCUGGGAUCAAAUCAGUGACACAUAUUUCAACGGAGCUCAAAACAUUGGCAAAUUACACAAUCUGCUACCGUGCUGCAACCACCGAUAAGGGCCAGAAAUAUUUCAGUCAGUUUUCCAGCGUUACCAUCGAGCGAACAUAUUUGGAAAAGAUGGACGUGAAUGUCUACAAAUCAAACGCUACUGCCACUUCGUUCGUCAUUCCUCUGGCACAAGGGCCAUCCAAUGCAAAGAGCUACCAUAUCAUCGUAAUAGAAAGAAACAGUACAAGUCAGGUCAAACACCCGGAAAAUUUCAGCCCAUCCGACCUUGGCCCGUACGACUCUUCAACAUACGUGCCUGGAAAGGCCUAUGUAACUGGAGUACUCUCUAGUUUUACGAGUAAAUUUGAAAUUGGGGACGGAAAAGAAUACUCCGUAUCUACCAGAAGAAGGAGAAACGUCGGCGGACAAAAGUAUACUAACGUUCCUUUAAAGGAGAACACAGCAUACAUGGUCUUUCAGCGAGCCUAUGUUUCCCAGAAUAUCUAUUUCUCCUCGCCGUGGAUUGGACCAUUUCAGACAAACAAAGUGUCUCCUACUAAAGUCCCUAGAAUAGCAACAACAGACCCGUCGCCGUCAGUUGGUUUGAUCGUUGGCAUAAUAGUACCCAUACUUAUUAUCAUCGCAUUGGUUGCAGCUGUUUUGUACAUAAGAAAAAGGCGACUUGGUUCUCCAAAACAUACUGAAAACGGCAUACCCGAGAAGAAAUUCGUGCCACUUCCGGAACUUGCAGGAAUGCAAUCCAAUCCAUCGUUUGAAGACGAAGACGAGACUACAAAUGUAGAGACCCCACCUGCUCCUACCCAUCCACACAGUAUGCUUCGCAGGCACAGUUCAGGAGCGUCCUUGAAACACAGAAAGGCUCCACGUGCGGUUGGAAACGACAAACGACACCCUCCAAUAUCAGUUCAAGACUUCAUUGGUCAUUUUAAGGAGUUGCAAAAGGACAGCCAUCAUGGAAUCACAUCAGAAUUCGAGGAUCUUGACAAGGGUCAGCUAUACACAUGGGAUGUAGCAACCAAUGCCACAAACAAACCGAAGAAUCGAUACGCGAACAUUGCAGCAUAUGAUCAUUCACGAGUCCACUUGAAACCUCUCCCAGGUGUCAAUCAUUCAGAUUAUUUCAAUGCAAGCCAUAUUUUGGGAUACUCAGGGAAACAAAAGUAUUUGGCUUCACAAGGGCCAACUGAUGUGGUUUUGUACGAUUUCUGGAGAAUGGUAUGGGAUAAGAACGUGCAGGCCAUCGUGAUGCUAACAAAUGUCGUUGAAAGAGGAAAGAAAAAAUGCUCUCAGUAUUGGCCUGAUUUUGGAUCUGAAACCUACGGCAAAGUCACUGUGAGCCUCAUAUCAAUUCAGAAUUAUGUUGAUUACGCAAUAAGAUGUUUUUCAGUGAAAAGGGAAGGCUGCAAAGAUGAAAGGACCGUUUAUCAGUACCAUUUCCUCACAUGGCCUGAUUACGGAAUACCGGAGUCUCCAACCGACCUGCUAAACUUAAGGGCCAAAUUUCGCAGGCAAUUUCCGUACAACAUGGAAGACCCUGUUGUAGUACAUUGCAGUGCCGGAGUUGGUCGCACUGGAACUUUUAUCCUAAUUGACACAAUGCUGGAACUUGUGCAGACCCAACGAAAAGUGGACAUAUUCAAUUAUCUCAAUUUUAUUCGAAGUCAGAGAAUCCAUCUCGUCCAGGUUGAGGAGCAGUACAUUUUUAUCUAUAAUGCUUUAGUUGAGGCCAUUACUUGUGGUAAAACUGAAAUUGAAGCUCAAAAUUUGAGGAUCCAAAUAAACCAGUUGCAGUCCAAAGAUGGCAGCGGAAAAACUGGUUUUGAGCAGCAGUUUGAGCGGCUGUUGCUGACGACGACCUAUUUCACAGAAACGGAAGCCAGCAUAGGGUGCCAAGGACAUAACAAGCAACGAAACCGAAGGGAAGACGUUUUACCGAAGGACAUUAAUCGUGUGAUUCUACAACAAUCCAUUUACGAAAACGAUGGCGCUUCUGAAUAUAUCAAUGCAACAUACGUCAAUGGUUACCGUAAGAAGAACGCUUUUAUCGCGACACAGCACCCACUGCCAGAGACUAUUGACGAUUUCUGGCUUAUGAUCCAACAAACAGAAGCGCCUAUUGUUGUUCUGCUUAACAGGUUAAACGACGGUCGCGAGAGCCUUCCUAUAUUUUGGCCCUCACCACAACAAACGGCAGAAUAUGGUAAGGUAUUGGUAUACCAUCAGUCAGAAAGCAACGGACCUGAUUUUGUUGAGCGGCAGUUUUCUGUGAGCCAUGAUAAUUCCAGAGACGCAUGUAAAAAUGUGACAAUUUUCCAUUUCCAAAGCUGGCCCGACCACAGCGUCCCUAAGGAUUUCAGCAAGCUUCUCUCUUUAAUUAGCAACAUUGAAAAAUGCCAACAACAGCAAUCAGACGAUCAACCGAUCGUGAUUAUGUGCAGAGACGGCGCUGGUCGCACUGGAACGUUUAUUGCAAUUUCUAAUAUUCUCGAACGAUUCAAGAUUGAACAGCUGGUUGAUGUCUUCCAAACCAUAAAGAAGACGAGAGCCUUCCGACCGCAGUUCGUAGAAAAUGCCGCCCAGUACAAGUUCUGUCACACAAUUACCCAAGCAUUCAUCGACUCUUUUGAUACGUAUGCAAAUUUUUCUGGAUAAAAAUUUGUAACUAGUGCCUUGGCAUCGCCAUUAAACGAAGAAAUUACAUUUAUAUGCAGAUAUAUUGUACAUUUUUACGGCGAAAAGAAAGUCAGUGGCAUCAAUGCUGUUUGCAUUUGAUAGAACUGCAGCACCUUCUUGUUGGUAACAUCGAGUCUAUAUUUCAUUCUCCUGGCAAAAUAUUUGUUACCAGCAAACGACUUUUAUGUUUCUAGGAUCUUUAGGUUAUAGCGCUGAUACAUUUUUGUGUCGUGGAAGUUAAAGUAAAAACAUUGCCCGAAUUAUUUUCUUUGAAAGGAAUGGCUAGAUGUAUAUAAAUAAUUUUGAAGUUUCCUUCGUAGCUAGUAAUUAGGGUGCAAGCUUUGUAAAUGGCUGCUUUCUGUAAAUCUUAUGUUUUAGACUCUUUAAAGCCCCAGUUAAGAAAACAAAACGCAAACCUAAAAUUUCAAAACAAAUGCUGGAGCCAUCUUUUUAUAUGUUGAUGACGUCACAUAAAAUUUGUUGAUGACGUCAGGUGAAGUUUGAAAAUGUCAAAACAUUUUUUUGUAAUGUCUGGUCAGUUUAACUGCUGUUGCAAACUUUUCGCAAACAUUUUAUCCCUCUUUGAUCAAGUGCACGAAGGCUUGUUAGUAGAUGUUGUUGUCAAGGGGCCUAUCACUCCAUGCAAAUGUCGUACACCUUUGCCAAAUAUCCUUUCGUUUUUGAGAAAGAUCCCUGAAAUCCCCAAUAAUCCUGUUUUUCUAAAACAUAUCGUACGUUGCUUGGAAAGAGUGAUGGACCCCUCGGUUCUUCUUUGACUGCUAGUUUAUUCGAAUCAGAUUAAACCGACGUGAAAAUUAUAUAGUAAUUUUAUUUUGCCUCAGAGAUACAAAACAAAAAAUCUUGAUAUUUCAUUGAACGGUCAUCGUAUGUUUUCAAGUGUUAGCUUUGUUUAGAUCCUGAAAGCAUACGGUAAACCUCCGUUUUCGUGCAAAUGUUUGGUGGUAUGUCAGUUCUGCUCGAGAAUAAGCUGGUAUGGCGCUUGAUAAACGCCUAACACAAGAAUUUCUAAAGGUAUAUUCCACUGGAUGUUCCGUACAAUGAUCGGCAACUAAAUUGUGUCUGUGAUAUUGACGUGGCUUACCAUGGCAUAAACUUAAUUUCUGUUAAACACUUAGUUUUCUGUUAAGCAUUGUCGUCAUCAGAUCAAGCAGUAUGGAAAAGGAGCUCAAUAGGCAGCCUCCCUUCACCACAAUUUAAAUCUCGUUCUGACGACAAUGCAUCUAGUUUUGGAUUUGAUUAUUUAGUAAGAAUCAACCGUCGUGUAAAUUUUUUAUCACUAUUUUUACAAUGAUUUGUAAUUUAUUAGUCGUA
Rhopilema esculentum is the source of this 8070-nucleotide messenger RNA. NCBI's taxonomy places the organism in Eukaryota, Metazoa, Cnidaria, Scyphozoa, Rhizostomeae, Rhizostomatidae. The record is from RefSeq and is a predicted model, not a curated record.